Molecule: messenger RNA, 7770 nt
Organism: Athalia rosae (coleseed sawfly)
Lineage: Eukaryota; Metazoa; Arthropoda; Insecta; Hymenoptera; Athaliidae
Gene: nkd
Product: protein naked cuticle homolog 2
Exons: 13
Coding region: 5103-6647 (514 amino acids)
Biological process (GO): negative regulation of Wnt signaling pathway
Cellular component (GO): cytoplasm
Molecular function (GO): calcium ion binding
Source: RefSeq, a predicted model, not a curated record
CCUCUGUGUACAACGAAUAGUUCGUUUGUUGGUAAGUGCCCAUUAAAAUAGUUUAACCCUAUAGCGAUUGCGUGUACAUUCUACCUACUUAAUUCGAAAACUCCAGAGAUGAAUUAUCUUAGCAAACAGCAGUUGCAAUUUUUCGAAAUUCCAAUUCUCCAAUCGUAGGUCCUGCUUUGCUAAAGGUGAGAAACAAAAAAUUGUCACACUUCUCCAAUUUUUAUUAUUUUCUUUUUCAUCAAAUAUUUACACGUAUGUAUGAGAGAUACGUUGCUUCAAAGCAUUGAUGUGCGCUACGUACGGAUUGAAAUAACAAACAUGAUGAGAGCUCGUGAAAUGUUGAGUGAGCACCGAAAUAUGACACAGAAAAGUUGAUAUGGUUAAAUACAGUGCAGGUCAUUGACAGUCUGUGUUUGCAGUACAGUAAUCUAAUAUUUGUGUUCCGUGAUUGUGCUCCACGCGUUUUAUUUGAAACUGAAGUGUCACUAAACGUGCAGGUAUUUACCGUUGCCUUAUUAAAGGUAUGUAUCGAUGUGAACAUUUGUUUCUUGUUGCUUGUUUCUCUCGUGCAAUUACCGGAUCGUCAAGAUAUUUACAUUCCACGUUGUAAUUUAUACCUUCUCUAUGGGGGGUCUUUUUCCACGUACACAUGUAAGCAACUUUCCUACUUAUUACAGUUAUAAAACUGUCGUAACAUAUUAAAACCAAUAAAAGCAGUUUUAACGAGAAAAGCUAUGACGGCUAGACGCUGGAACUGCAUAAAGGGUCAACCAUCUCGUUAGGUUAUUAAUGAGCCUACAGCAGAUCAAAACUUGCAGCAUCAAAAAUUUACGCCGACCGGAUGUAUUACUCGCUUCAAUUGCAAUGAGAAUCAAUUUACGUCGAUACUCGUGUCAGCGCGGGAUGAAGUGCAAGGAGCUGAUACACGGAAGAUAUUCAUGGGGAAGGUGUACAGGGUCGGACUCAAGUCCUCGACGCCGAGACAACAGCAUGCAGCAGCGACUCACAUAAGUCCGGGUCUAAUACAUAUGCAAUUGGCUUGACCGAACGUUUCAAGUUUUUGCCGUUAUCGCACUAUACACGCCCCAUGCAUGUAUCCUAAGUUGCCCACGCGAUGGAAGCCAGAAGUGUCGGUGAUGCCUGUUGUUGGCCUGCACAUGUAACGGAUGAAGAAAGGGAAGGGGGAAAACGGGGAAGCGAAUCGAUGAAUGAACGAGCGAGUCUCGUGUCAGCCAAUAUGUAUAUGCAGUUCUACGAAUCACGGUGAGGGAGCAUCCAAAACGAAUUCUGCUGAAGUUGAUUUUUGGUUUGUUUGAGAAAAGACCAAAAACUCUCCUCGAGGAUCGCGGUGACGUAACUCAAGUUAAAACGCUGCUGCCGCUGAUCUUUUUCCAUCCAAGUCUUGGACUGCGGACUUCUUCGAAUAGGAGUCAGUCACUGGGAGUGGCAACUGGCAUGGGCUCCUCGAGGACUGAGGAGGUCCGAAGCGCUGAAGUUGAAUCCGAAGCUGAAGCUGCUGGCAUGAGACGCUGCAGUGACGGGGGGGCCCGCUGCCAACGCGUCGUUGCCGCCGUACUACCGAGGAUGCCGCUGACUCUCUUCUCCUGGUUGCCCACCGGGUGAGGCAGGUCGAGGGGCGAGAGGAAGGAGAGAGGCGAAGGGCACGGAGCGGAGCGACGGACGUACAGACGGACAGACCGACCGACCGACCGACCGACCGACGAACGGACGGGAGGACGUACGCUUUGUCGGCGCCCGCGGCAGAGAUCAAACGGGCCGAACUUCUCCCCCUUUUUCCCCUCCCGUAUCCCGGAGGAACCCCGCGCGGAGCCAGGCCGGGCCGGAUCGCAUCGAGACGAGCAAAACCGAAGGCGAAGCUGAGCUAAGAGAGCUAAGAGGCUCCUCUCUCUACGAACUCGGGCCAGCAGUAAAACCGUAUUACUGCAGCCGCAUGGGAUUUACCUGUGGUUAGGCGGGUAGGUAGGUAGGUAGAAUGUAUUACGGGCCCCGCGCGUUCUAUACUUCAACUCGCUUUGCAUCUGCGGGAACGGCAACAGCAGCCCGAGCAGCGGCAUCGUCGUCGAUGAUCGGUUCGCGCGUAUGCCGCAGCGAACGCGGUAAAUAUCGCCCUCCUUCCUUCCUCCUCUUAUCUUUGUAUUCGUAUCGAUUUAAUUAGUCCUCGGUGUUAUUUUGUGCGAAUUACUCUCGAUGCGCCUCUUUACCACCUCCCCCCAUCCCGAUCGCGGUCUCUCCCGACGGUCAUUAAACGGCGCCGCGCAACUCUCAAUUUUACUUUUCUCUUAUUUUCAUUUUAUUUUCAUUUUAUUGCCGCUUUGCACCGUACCACACUCCGCCGUUCAUGCCGCAUUGCGAUCGUACUCCAGCCGUACCGUUGCUGCUCCUGCUGCCGUUCGCUCCUCCUGCCGCUUUCAGAAUUUCCAACUUCCAAUACUAUACGCGAGCAGUCUUGGUCAGAUCCUCGUGCCGGCUUAUAAUGGGGUACGAGGGAACGGGGAAUGGGAAAGCGCGUAUCCCCGCGCUCCAGCCCCAGCUGUCGUACCUCGUACCUUUACCUCUGCCCGUUGACAGGCGCGGGCCCCGUGACGUUCCACCGUUGCUGCCGCUGCGGCAUCGAGUGCCGCCGACCUGCGUUUCGUUGCAGCUACCCGUGAUAAAUACGCCAUACAUCCAGCAGAGAUACGUACACACGAAUACGCACGACGACGCUGAUUUGCCUUUGCGCCUUUGCCCGCUGUACCUACCUCCAUCGGGACCAUCCACCGGUCACGGCUGAUCUUUCAAAAGUCCGGGCUGAAAGUUGAGCACGGAUUUUCCCGGCUAAUUGGAAGGACGAUUAAAAGUCAAAGGAUGCGGGAGUCCGAGGCCGUUACUGCCGGCGCGACGCGAUGCGAAGGAGGGUGUUAUUUUAGGUAAAAGGAAGAAAAAAGGAGAGGAGAAAUAAAAUAUAAAAUGAAAAAUAAAAUCACGAUGCUCCCGGCUGCAGCAGCAACAGCAGCAGCAGCAGCAGCAGCAGAUCUUCUCUUCGGAGUCUCACUGAAAAGCCGCCACCUCUGUGUGGCCCACUGUGGUUUAUUAUACGAUGCCUAUAUUAUACAGAAUUUGAAUAAAUGGCAAGCGUAAGCGCGCCCCUCAUGCUCCUAUGGAAAGGCGUCUCAAAGUUUGUCGCCGUGGUUGAUACGCUGUAAAAAAAAAAAAAAAAAAGGAUAAAUAUCAAGGAAGAAAAAAUGGAGAGAAAUUGAGAGAGAAAAAAAAAAAAAACGAACGUCCGUGUCACACUUUAAGUCACCUGGCUCUCCUUUCGCGAUGACAACGCGACACCACCACCGCAUACGUAUGUAACCUGCCUUGAUGUUCAACAAUAUUUUCACGGCCUUGUACAGCAUCUUGCUGAAUAUCGAUCAAGAAUCAACUCCCCCGAGGAACACAACGUACUCUAACGAACUGGGUCUGUACGAGAGCCACCUUUCCAUCGAUGAUUCGAAUCGGAAUCCCUAGAAUUACACCUUCCCCAAAGUGCAUCGAGGGCGACAAAGUCCAGAUGAACAACGUGCGAACUGAACGAUCCCCAUGCCUGGCGUGUACGGUACGCGAUUGCCCGUGAUGUUUGAGAGGAGGGCAUGUGGCAUGAGGAGGCAUAAGGCAUGCAAUGCAUUGCCUUCUCUCCUCUCGCUGUGCAUGUGCGCGCGGGGGUAAAGGCUGCGUUCGAAGCGAACGACGUGUGGCUACACAACAACCUCCAACGUUUGUGAGCCCUCCAGUCAGUGAAAAGAGAAAGAGAGAAAGAGUGAGUAAGAUAUACAAAUAUUUGUACGGGAAAGAGAGGGAUGAAAGGAGGGUGAGAGACCCGGGAGACUGGAGAGCGCCUGUGCCCGAGUAAAAAGAGACGGUAGAGGGACAGCAGCGGCAGCGACAGGAGGAACGAAGUUCCCGGUGGUGGGGGAACUCUGAGCUGCGGUUUAGGCGAGGGGGCAAUCGCCGCGUAGUCAAACUACGCUCGUAGAUGUAGUCGCACGAAUGAAGUGUUCGCGUCGUGUCCCUUUUAAAAAACAGAAAAAUAAAUAAACUCGUUUCAUUCUUAUAACUUUAUACGUAACGAACGCGCGUCAGUGCAUCUUUAUUUAUUAGUUUUCUCAAGAAAAGGAGGCAAAACAACAAACGAAACUAAUAUACACGUUAUUCACAGUUCCUUACAAUAAUCGUAUUCAACGAUAUUAUUAUUCUAUUAUCGAACUAUCGCCACCUUUUUUAUUAUUACUCAUUCGGUAACGAGCGGUACAAAACGUUUACACUGUACACAUGUGUACCGGAGAAACGGGAGACUUGAGUGACCUAAUAAAUGAACUGGCUCCUCGCUCUUCCAAAAAAAUAAACAGAACUGAACAAAAUAAAAUCACCGAACGAACUAAACAAAUUAUAAAUUAACUAAAAAUCUACAAGGAUCUUUUUCUUUAAUCAGAAAAAUAAAAGAUACCUUCAGUGCUUCCCCUUGGCUAAAGUUACGUUUAUAAAAUAAUAAUUACAACAACAUUUGAAGAACAUUAAAGAGUAGCAAGGAUAUAUAAACUCUCUUCUUCUAUCUGACCGUUUAUUAUAAAAUUGAAAAAAAAAACAACAAGUAAUUAAAUAAUAAUCAAAGACAAUAACUUAUUCAUAUUAAAUGAAUAUACACACUAGUUGUGUGGUAUAUUAAAAGCGAUAUGACGUUGAGCAAGGUGUUUGCUUCCUGACCGCUGCGCAGCAGUGUAUUAUGGUUAGUUACUCGUGAGUUUUCCUUUGAAGUUUUUCUUUCGGUUCUUUUUUUUACGUUCACUCAUUUUCGUUCGUUUUAAUUUUCUUUUUUUUUUUCUUAUUUUCUUCCCCAAGUGAAGAAUCGUGACGCCGCGCCAACGCGCCUAUGCCCAAAGAGAAAAUAUACAACGAUUACUAAACCCUAUAAAAAAAACCAGUGGUGUAAUAAUAAAAACAACAAUAAUACACGACAAUAAUUAGUAAUAAUAAAAAAGUUAGUUUUUCGGUUAUUUUUGAUUGUGCGAGUUGGACACAAGUUUGACAGUGUGUCCGUGUUUACGUAUGAGGGCCCUAUGGCUACUGGAUUGGUCAAGUGGUGUCGUGCAAGGUUCCUCGCUGGAUACAAGCCCUUUUCUGUCGUUGGCGGAGGUACAGAAGGAAGUGAUGCCGAAGAAUUGCUGGCCGGCGUCACGGUGCCGUGCAGUAGCUCGCCGCCUCCACCUCCUCCCUUACUUACGCCACCAGAAUCUCCUACGACUCCAACACCACCGACCGUCAAUGAAGAUCAGACGAAUUCCCAUGCGACCAGACAGUUCAGCUUUGAGGAAUUUGAGUGCGACGUCUCCGUAGCGGAGGGUGACCGAAGAAGGCAGGAGUUCUCCUUUACCUUGUACGACUUUGACGGUCACGGCAAGAUCACCAAGGACGACAUCGCAGGACUUGUUACCACUAUUUACGAUACAUUGGGUACCUCGAUUCAGGUGCCGCCUUGUGGCAGUAAAACUAUCAAAGUUAAAUUGACGGUGUCGCCGGAUCAGAGAUCUGGCCAGGCGCACAUCACGCCUGUUAAAACUGCAAAUCUUCCACAAACUUUACCUGCGCCAGCUCCUUGCUGUCACGUUAAACACGUCACUUCCUGUGGUCACGCUAAACACGCUUCCCGCAGAGUUCCUAGAAGACGGAGAGUUCAACGUCAUCGAUGUCAGUCCGAGCACGGAGUGGACAGUCCCACGGAGGACGACGCGCGAAAUAUUCCAGCGAAUCGGUCGAAGCAAGAAGAGCUGAGAAGACGAGUUGGACCGGUGCCUCACUUACCUUCGCCCUACUCGAAUAGCUCAGAAGGUGACGUUAGUGAAGACAGCGACGCGUCUCCUCUGCUGACACCUCUGACUCCCCUCAUACCCAGUCAACGAAAACGUAGUGGCGCUAUGCAGAGACAGCAGUUGCUCGAAAUCAUUCAAGCCAACAUGGAGAAGAACAAUCUCAGUUUUCACGCAUCCAGGAAACGACACCAGAACGAGCACGCACGCAUUCCUCUUCGCAGUCCGUACACCGAACCCUCGAGUCCUUACAUCCAGAGAUGCAGAGCUCCGCAGGCACCUAGACAUCCGGCCUACCACAAGCCGGUACGGGAACAACCUCAUCAUCCAAAUUCGUUGCCGGACGUCCCCACGAAGCCCAGGGGCAACGGGAGGAAGCCCCGCGUUCAUCACACUCCUAUAACUUGCACUCUGACGCAUCCUACGGAAAAUUUUGUUCAAGCUAAUACGGUUACCCAAAACCUCACCACAUCUGCGACGCAAAAUAAUCUGAACAACGCCAAUCACAGUAACACUAAUAACCAGAAUAAUUCUAAUAGCAAUCAAUCUAAUUUAAAUACUAACAACCACCGGAACGAAGCUCACAUUCAACCACCGUCGAGCGGUAAAGCGGGUAAAAAGCAUCAGCUAAAACAUGCGACAAGAGAACAGGACCAGGCUAGAGCUAUGGCGCAGGUCGUACGUUGGUUGGAACGUGAGUUUUCUCAAGGUGCAGCAGCCGCAGCUGCUGGUCGAAGACAUGUUCACGAACACAUUCACCAUCAUUAUCAUCACUAUCACGCAGAAGCGCUGGUCUAACGCCAUGUUUUCACGAGCGUUAUUGACAGGUGAAACAUAAAUUCGAUUGGGGUACCGAACGGCGAGAAGACGUCGCGAAAUUUCUCAUGACUGGUGAACUGAGGAUAAGCUUGUAAUAAAAUUAGAACAAUGAAAUCUGAAACUUACGGAUUUGAUAUCGUUGAUUAAGUUAUUUAUGAACUGAGUAAAACCUAGUUAGUAUCCUUUAGUCGGUAUAUAGAUCCAAAAAUCUGCACAUUAGAUCUAGGUAGCACAAUACGGAAUCAGAAAAGGGAAAGUUUGAUUAUGAAAAAAUUUCCGGGUAUAAUUACCGAUUAUCUCGUUGCAACAAAACGAACUUCUUUUUCAAGAUUCAGAGCUUCGUUUAUACUAGCUUCUAUGAUUUUAUAUUAUUUAUUUUGCAUUAUGAACGAUACGACGUGCACUGUACAAGUAAUUUCCAAUUUUUUUUGAAAAUUAGUCGGUUAACGGUUCUUCUUUUCUUAAAUCAGUUAUGCUCCAGAAACAUGGUAAUAUAAUAAUAAUGUACUAUUGGAAUCGACUUGCUUGUAUACGCGCUAUAAAUAUAAUACACGUAUUAUAUCUAAUGCAACAAGUAGAUGCUAAGCAACGGAAUCGUGACAAUAUUUUUCUAUCAAUCUCAUCACAGAGUAUUAAAAAUCUAUCGGAUAAUAAGGUAAUAGUAAUCAUGAUCAUAAUAAAAAUAACAGCAUUGAAGAUAAUAAUAAACAUAUUGAUAAUAAUAAUAACGAUAAUAACAAUAGUAAUAAUACUAUCGAUAAAUAAUAGCAGUAGUAGUAUUAACAAUAAUAUUAAUUAUAAUGAUAAUUAAAUAUUAAUGAAAAAUUGUUAUAAAUUUGUCCUUGGGAAAAUUUUUUUAUCACUACACCAAGACAUGUAAUUUUGUAUUGAAAUUUGUAACCACUGUAGAUAUUUUGUGUAAUGUUUUUUUUUGUAUCAAUAUUUAUUAAAAAAAAAUACAUUUUUUAUAAAAAUUGGUUUGCCCUUAAUUCUUCAGAUCAUUGAAUAAUCGACAAUUAUUUCAAUUUGCAGAUAAAAAUUGGUGAAUGAUGUGGAUUUUGCAACAUCUGGGAAUCACUAAAUGAUGAUCUCCUGUUUAAUU